Molecule: messenger RNA, 1665 nt
Organism: Zerene cesonia (dogface butterfly)
Lineage: Eukaryota; Metazoa; Arthropoda; Insecta; Lepidoptera; Pieridae
Product: pro-resilin-like
Exons: 8
Coding region: 89-880 (263 amino acids)
Cellular component (GO): extracellular matrix
Source: RefSeq, a predicted model, not a curated record
UACUAUCCGAUCAUCAUUCGAAUAACAUCUGUUUACUUAUACAGUGAUUUCGAGGAUUUAAAGGACCACUCAGGAGACCGAAGCAGUCAUGAAGCUAUUCUUAUUUGGUGUUUUAUUCUCUGUAUCAGCGUUUGCUGAACCGCCCGUUAACAACAGAUAUCUCCCUCCCUCUCAGACCUACGGCGUUCCUGGUUUCGGGGGACAGAGACAGACAGAUGCUAUAUUCAGAAAUCGCCAAACAAACACGUACAAUGCCCCAUCACGUCGCCCAUCAUCAGAAUACGGACCCCCAAGCCAGAUACCAUCGAACCAAUAUGGACCCCCAUCUCAGAGCCUCUCUAAUCAAUAUCUGCCACCUCAAAGCGGCCGACUGUCACAGCCGUCAGCGCAGUACGGCGCCCCUAAUGGGUUCGGUGCUUCUGAUUUUGGAGUUCAGUACGUGACCCCCUCACAAGAAUAUGGCGCACCUGGGUUUGGUGGUAGAGGUGGUAACCGUCAGUACUCCCAGAAUGGAAAUGGUGCUAACAACGGCUUCAAUAGGAAUCAAAACCGUCAGUAUUUGCCACCCACGCAAGGAGGAUACAACUAUGAUGAUGGUAGCUCUGGGGAACCCGCGAACUACAGUUUCGAAUAUAUGGUGAAAGAUGAACCUUCUGGCAACGACUUCGGCCACCGCGAAUCCCGUCAAGGUGACAGAGCUGAGGGAUUGUAUUAUGUGCUGUUACCCGACGGCAGAAAACAGACUGUCGAGUACGAAGCCGACCAAAACGGUUACAGACCGAAAAUUUCCUACGAAGACACCGGCUUAGGGGGUGGUUAUAACAGAAACGCGCAGGCGGGGGGUUACAACCAAAACACCCAAGGGGGUUACCAGUAUUAAGUAUUCUAAAAAGGGGGUUCACUUUUAAAAAUGCCGAAAUAUUAAUUGAUCUCCUGCGAGUUUUUUAAUGAAGAAAUUUAUUGUUAGAUGAUUUUGUAUAGAUUUUUAAUGUGAAACUACAGUUAGAUUCUCAAACGAAUCCCACCUAUUAUUUUUAGUAGUUAUUUCAUAUAAAUGAGCAAGAAAUAAGAAUAUGUGAAUGUGAAAAGAUAUUUUGUAGAAUCAUAUACAUAUAUAUGUAUCAAAUGCUAUUGGUUUUUAUAUUAUUAUUGUUAUAUUACAUGGUUGUUUACUGACGACUGAGGCUAUGAUAAACGGAUCUUGAUGUAAUGUUAUUUAGGUUAUGAUACUUUAUGUAAAAUGUAGAUUACACAAACUUCUAGUUCAUAAAAUUAUGAAGGAAAUAGAGCUGUAUGUAAAUAUGUCAUGUAUUCGAUAAAAAAAAAUCGAAAUAUAAUCUGAAAUGAAUCAUGAUUAACUGACGUUCCACAACGGAGGUUUUUGUUGUUUUUGCUUCUCGAUACCGAGAGUUUUCAGCAGACUGGCAUGUUUUUUUUUAUGUUUAAUAGAUUAAAAUCUAGAGUUAUACCUCCCCAGGAAUGGUUACAUUCUUUUGUAGAAAUGAAUUAUUUAAUAGUGUUUGAGUUGUUAGUAUUUUAGGUGCUAAAAGUUCGUCGUACGUCCUACAUUCUUAUAAUGGCCAGUUUUGCCAAAUCUAUCCUCUCUGUAAGGCUUGUACAGUUUUAUUUUUAAUGUUUACUUUUAAUAAACUUCGCUUUUGUGUA